AUGCAGGAUCAUGUAGGGGGCACUGCCAUCUCCACUGGUGGCUUCCAAAGUGGCCAGGAUGAUGAGCCCGCGAGGGGCGGUGGCCACGACGGGGCGGGGUGCGCAGGGCGCCCGCAGGGAGACGGGGACGCCGCACCGCGCCGGCGCGAUGAAGAAUUUCGGCAGUGUAAUACCUUCCAGUGCUGGAGGAAUCCUCUGCCAUCUAUUGAGCUGGCAGACAUGGAAGAUGUAAAUGAAGACAGCCGGACAGAAGCAACACUUUAGGGCAAGAACAAAGUGGUGGGAGAUUGA
Galeopterus variegatus (Sunda flying lemur) is the source of this 291-nucleotide messenger RNA. Its product is annotated as chromosome unknown open reading frame, human C9orf40. The transcript has 2 exons. Lineage: Eukaryota; Metazoa; Chordata; Mammalia; Dermoptera; Cynocephalidae. The record is from RefSeq and is a predicted model, not a curated record.